Colletotrichum costaricense is the source of this 2049-nucleotide messenger RNA. RefSeq lists its product as uncharacterized. The coding region runs from base 1 to 2049 and encodes 682 amino acids. The record is from RefSeq and is a predicted model, not a curated record. The transcript has 4 exons. Lineage: Eukaryota; Fungi; Ascomycota; Sordariomycetes; Glomerellales; Glomerellaceae.
AUGGCCCGCUACCAAGGCCUCGACUCGUCCGACCUGUUCCGCUUCGACACCCUCGCCUUGCGCGACGACAUCCUCGUCUCGGACGACAACGCCGUCUCCAAGGUCGAGUACGAUGAGUACGUCGUCUUCAAGAAGGACAAUGGCAUCCCCUCGGGCGCCAAGACGGGGCUAGAGGACGACGAGGAUAUCAGUUUCCAAAUGCAGCACAAGGACGAGGUGCCGGGUCACCACACGCUUAAUCUAGCCUUUCGUCAUGGGUACUCUGUUGACCAUAAUGGAGUGUUCACACAAGAGCCGGCACGGCACCCAGAGUUGGUUCUAGAUGGACGGGUUCGACGAGUCAUCUGCUUCCGCCGCAACAAAUCCUUUGACCGCCGAGAAGACGGCAUCACCAUGACCCCAAGAGACCUCGACGCAAUGGAUCUUCACCCCGCCACCCUCCAAUACUCCCGCCGCGUCACAAACGAAUCCCGCUUCUGGUCCCUCGACCGCUCCAAACUGAGCCUCAUUCUCUCCUUCUCCAAAAACCCAAGAACCCCCUACGACUUCAUGUCCCUGACCUACGACGUCCGCAACCGCACCUCCUCCGUCCUCGUCCGCCAAUCCUACCACCCGCGCCAGCACUCCCUCGAGAACCUAGACGAAUACGACCAGCGCCUCGAGGCCUGCCGCGCCCACUGGGCCCACCCCUUCAUCACCCCCGUCGUCCUCCUCCAAGUCCAGUUCAUGCGCACCGAAGAGGCCGUCAUGGAGAACAUCAACCACGUCAAAGCCCUCGAGUGGCAGGUCAGCUCCAUCGCCGGCUUCGAGGCCUUUGAAAUGGAGCGCGAGAAGCGCUCAAAGCUCAUGCGCAGACUCACGUUCGCCUCGUCCACGGCCGCGGCCUCGCAUAACGAGAAAAUGCCACAGAUUGCCGGGCCGAUGAGCAUGGCGAACCUGAUGAAGAGCGCGCACGACGUGCUUAAAGAGUCGAUCAAGCUGCUAGACACCGUGCGUUGGAUGGAGAGGGUGGUCAAGCUGAUGCUGCAGGCCGGCGACGAGCUCGCGGAGCGCAUGUCGACGGGGGAACUCAAGAUCCGUCUCGACGAUUUCCACGUACGACAGACGGACGCCGAUCAGAGGGAUGAACAGGACCAGCAAGUGCAGCCCGACGAGCCGCCCACGGGCCCGCCGUCGAGGUCGUCUGCGAGUACGAGGAGGCGGUCGCUGCCCAAGGCGCCGGAUCCGCUGGCUGAUCCGCUGGGGAACCAUUGGCAUGAGAUACGGCAGUAUCUUGAGGGGUUGCAGCGGAUGUGCAUGGGUCUCGAGACGGAUCGACGCAUGUCGGAGGCCCGGUGCCGCGCUCAGAUUGAUAUUGUGAGCAUCAUAUAUUACAUCCUCACCGUGUCCCCCAAAGCUAACACUACCCAGAUCUACAGUAAAAUGGCCCAAGAAGACAACGUCCUCAACGCCCGCAUGGCCGUCGCCUCCUCCCGCGACUCCUCCUCAAUGAAAGCCCUCGCCGUAAUAACAGCAGUCUUCCUCCCCGGCGAGUUCCUCGGCACCCUCUUCGGCAUGUCCAUGUUCGACUGGCAAGCCUCAGGCGAAGACGCAGACAGCAGCGACAACGGAGGCGGCACCUCCACGAACCCGAAAGAUCCCAUCCCCGUGCUGAGCCACCUGUUCUGGGUCUACUGGGCCACCGUCAUCCCUCUUACGAUAGGUAUCCUCGUCGCCUGGCGCGCGUGGUGGGUGAGCCAGGACCGGUAUUUCCGACGGCACCUGUCGAGAGAGUUGUCGGAGGAGCGAUACUGGACUGCUGAUGGGAAGCCGAGGGAUUUGGAGCAUUCUUUCUGGUGGGAUUUCUUUUAUCUGUCUGUGAGGCGGGAUGAGCGGCCCGCUCCGUCCGCGAGCGAUCUGUAUGGGAGUAAUACGCUUGAGCUGUCGCCGAGUAUGUCGCAGGAUAAGGACGACAUGAGGUCACCGCGAGGGGAUAUGACUGUGCGGAGAGGGCAGAUCUCGUUUUUGAGGUCGCAGAGUAUCCGGCAGCGGAAUACUGUUGCUGUGUAG